Molecule: messenger RNA, 4839 nt
Organism: Manis javanica (Malayan pangolin)
Lineage: Eukaryota; Metazoa; Chordata; Mammalia; Pholidota; Manidae
Source: RefSeq, a predicted model, not a curated record
CGCACUCAGCGCUGUCGUCUCCGGGGCCAGAGCAGCAGGGGCCGCGGCGUUUGAGUGGAGGAAGAUGGCGUCUCCGUGAGGCUCGGGGUCCCGCCAGCUGUGAGGGGCCCCGAGUGCGGCAAGUGCGGCCUGAGGCGGAGCGCCUCUGGCCCUGCCCUGUCUUCGGCUCCCUCAUCGCUGUCGCCAGCGGAGCGAACCUGAGAGCGUGGCGCGGGCUGGGCCAGCUGUCGAGUGGAAUGUCAUGGCCAGCUCCACAGACAGUGAAGAUGACAGUUUCAUGGCUGUGGACCAAGAAGAAACUGUGUUGGAAGGGACAAUGGAGCAAGAUGAAGAACCCCACCCAGUAUUGGAGGUUGAGGAAACUAGACAUAAUAGAUCCAUGUCUGAGCUGCCAGAAGAAGUUUUGGAGUACAUCCUGUCCUUUCUUUCACCAUACCAGGAACACAAAACGGCAGCCCUUGUCUGUAAACAGUGGUAUCGACUUAUCAAAGGUGUAGCCCACCAGUGUUAUCAUGGUUUCAUAAAGGCUGUCCAGGAAGGAAACAUUCAGUGGGAGAGUCGGACUUACCCUUAUCCUGGAACCCCAAUCACUCAGCGGUUCUCACAUAGUGCAUGCUAUUAUGAUGCUAAUCAGUCCAUGUAUGUGUUUGGAGGCUGUACCCAGAGCAGCUGCAAUGCUGCCUUCAAUGACCUCUGGAGACUUGACCUAAAUAGCAAAGAGUGGAUCCGACCUUUGGCUUCAGGUUACUGGGGCCUGAGGUCCUUUUGUCAGAUCUGCUGUGUGAAUGCCAAGAGUAACGUGCUUGGAGUAUGGCACCUUGCUUGGCAUCUAUAUGAUUGUAACUUCAUGAAAAUCAGCUGUGCAGGCCCGGGAGCUCCCGAGUCCUUCAUUCUCAUGUCCUUACCUUACAGGAGCAAUGAUGUCUGGGUCCUUGACCUCGAGCAGUGGGCAUGGUCCAAGCCGAACAUCUCUGGCCCCAGUCCUCAUCCUCGAGGUGGCCAAUCUCAGAUUGUCAUAGAUGAUGGAACUAUCUUAAUCCUCGGAGGGUGUGGCGGUCCCAACGCCCUAUUCAAGGAUGCUUGGUUGUUGCACAUGCAUUCGUGUCCCUGGGCCUGGCAGCCACUCAAGGUAGAAAAUGAAGAUCACGGGGCCCCAGAACUGUGGUGCCACCCAGCUUGCCGGGUGGGGCAGUGUGUGGUGGUCUUCAGCCAGGCUCCUAGUGGGAGAGCCCCACUCAGCCCCAGCUUGAACUCUCGCCCAUCACCUAUCAGUGCCACUGCUCCAGCCCUCGUUCCUGAAACCCGAGAGUACCGCUCUCAGUCUCCCGUGCGGAGUGUGGAUGAAGCUCCUUGCGUCAAUGGUCGCUGGGGAACCCUGAGGCCCAGAGCUCAAAGGCAGACCCCCUCAAGUUCUCGAGAAGGGAGCCUUUCCCCAGCAAGAGGAGAUGGCUCCCCCAUCCUCAAUGGGGGGAGUUUAUCUCCAGGAACAGCAGCUGUAGGUGGCUCUUCCUUGGACAGCCCGGUACAGGCCAUAUCUCCUAGCACUCCAUCCACCACCGAAGGAUACGACCUGAAAGUCGGACUCUCUUUGGCCCCCCGACGAGGGUCACUACCAGAUCAGAAAGAUCUGAGAUUAGGAUCCAUAGAUCUGAAUUGGGAUCUGAAACCUGCUCCCAGUAGCAAUCAUAUGGAUGGUGUGGACAACAGAACAGUUGGGGGAAGUAUGAGACACCCUCCUGAACAGACCAAUGGUGUGCAUACCCCACCACAUGUGGCCAGUGCCCUUGCAGGAGCUGUCUCCCCAGGUGCGCUGAGGCGGAGCCUAGAAGCCAUCAAAGCAAUGUCAUCCAAAGGCCCUUCAGCCACUGCAGCACUAAGUCCUCCCCUGGGGUCUUCUCCAGGCUCCCCUGGGAGCCAGAACCUGGGCACUGGGGAAACAGUACCCAUUUCCCGCCCAGGGCCUGCCCAGGGAGACGGACAUUCCUUACCCCCCAUUGCCCGCCGCCUGGGCCACCACCCUCCGCAGUCCCUAAAUGUUGGCAAACCGUUGUACCAGAGUAUGAACUGUAAGCCCAUGCAGAUGUAUGUACUGGACAUUAAAGACACCAAGGAGAAGGGGCGGGUCAAGUGGAAAGUAUUUAAUAGCAGUUCUGUGGUUGGGCCUCCUGAAACCAGCUUGCAUACAGUGGUACAAGGCAGGGGUGAGCUCAUCAUAUUUGGAGGACUCAUGGACAAGAAACAGAAUGUGAAGUACUAUCCAAAAACAAACGCCUUGUACUUUGUGCGAGCAAAGAGAUAAUGUGUUCUAAACCCCUUUCCCUUUCUGUGGCUUUUAAUUUUCCAGUGUGCAAGCAUUUGGACUAAGAAUUGGGAAAACAAAGGACGCAAUUACUCCCAAACCAAAACCCCAGCUCCCGACCUCACCCAUUCCAGGCUGGGAUCAAAUCUCCAUUAAGAAAAAAAAAUUAUAUAUAAAUAUAUAAAUAUAUAUUAUAUAGCCACCUCUGUUUACAAAAAGGGAGCAAUCUCCAUCCUGGUGCAGGUAAAGUGGUUGGCUGUGAUUUAGAAGAGGCUUUGCCACCUUUUCUGCUUUGCUGGUAACUAGAUCAAGAUUUUAGGGAGCAGACUAAUGUCAGAACUUUCCUAAAGAAACUGAAGAGUCCCCAUAAGUCUUUAUGCGGCCUUCUUGGAGUUAGAAAAAGAAAAAUGUGUGUAAGAUGCACAAGUGGGGGCUUCAGAUUCACAUGCUUCAGGUGUUGGUGGGGUUAAAGGAGCCUCCGAAAGCUGUUCCUCCCCUUCUAAAACCAGAGGACCUGUGAGAACCCCUGUGUGGUAAUGCCUGUGCCUGGCCCCAUUAUGCCCUUUCUGACUGAGGAAAGUUUCCCAACAAGGACUUUUGUACCACAUCUGUAUGCCAGGAUCAUCAUGAAACAAUGUUUAUGCAGUGACCUAGUAUCCAUUGGUCUUGGAGUGCACCCUCUGUGUCUCUGAAUACAUUUUGCUGUCUGAUUUGGGAAUUUUCUGACAAUCAUAUUUGGUUGCAAGUUGCCAAAACCACAUUUGUUCUCUUUUUCCUUUUCUUAAAAUGUGCUCCUCAGAGCCUGCCUUUUCCAUUUAUUGGCUGCUCUUUCUUUUCUCUCUGUUUUGUUAGCGUAUGUGGAUUUUUGUUAAGCCCUAAAACCUUACUCAUUUUCUGUUUCUUUUAUAAAGCUCAGGUGCCCAGGGAAAUCUCCCCAAAAUAUUUCUGGAUCCCUUUCUCUGGUGUCACUAGGGGGCUGGUAGGGAAUUCCAAGAUGCCAGUAUCCUGAGAAAUCCUUGAGUCAUCAGUAAAUAAGAUCUUUUCCUUAAGGGCUUCUUUGACCUCCAGAGCACAUUGUGCAUACUCAUCCAUGUUUGUCGAAUGUGGAAACUGGUCCUGGAAGGGAAUCCCAAGAACAGUUCUAGAAAUGAUUUUUGCCUGUGUUGUGACAUGUGUUUUUCCUGCCUGCCUGUUGACAAGUGACUGGGUUGAAUGUCAGGUGCUUGGCCUCUGAUGCUUGGUUAACGGCAGGAGUAGCUUCUCCUUUGUUACUGCCUUAUUCACGUGUCACCCAAAUAAGGCUUGGGUUUUUCACAUCAUUUCUGAGAUGAAGUGUAACUAACUAGAGCAUUUCUUUGGUUGGUACAGGGAGUUAAAAGUUACCAAUCUCUAAACCGUGGCAUGGACAUAGGAGAUGUUGGAAUAAGCUCCACUUAAGUGUGUAUUCUUGGUGAUUUCUCAUUAGUGGAAAGAAGAUUUUUGUUUUGCCUUUAGGAGUUACAUUUCAAAACACUGCAUUUUCUAUCCCCACAGUCUCCUUUUUCUCGUUAGUGUUUCCUAAGCACAAGCCUGCUGCAGCUGGCCCCAAGUCCUGGCUUUCAGCCAGCUCUUAGCAGUCUGCCUGAUGAGUGGGUUUUCUCCUGUUGUGUCAUGUUGAAUCCUGUCCCCUAAGCCAUUAGCUUUUACAGUGUGCUCUUGGUGGGAAAGACCCCUGGUGCCAAGCCCAGGCAGGGCCAGCUGACGGGGACGGUUUUAUGUUCCAGAAACUGCUCCGUGUGCUCCCUUAGAUGAAGAAGCUACCAUGUGCCUACUUCUGUGGUAUCAUCCAGUUACUCAUAGCUCAGCCCUUUGCUUUCCAGACUCCCUGCCCUGGGGCUGUUACCAGUCCUUUGGCAGACUGUUAGAUGAUGCGCAGUAAGAGAAAGCUAGCCUAGAAGGUUAGCAGCUUUGCUGAAACUUGUUUAUGACAUUGUAUCUGUGCAUGGACAGUGCCUCCAAACUCAAUUCCUAUUGAAAUAUAAAGUAUUUGGAGGCCUGGAAGUCCAGAAUGUCAACUGUAGUCUUUCCCUUUGUCCUGUGGCCUUCCCAAACUCGCUGUUACUGAUUCCUUCUACUUCCCCAAGUAGGCAGGCAUCAGAGAUGAUUCGUUUAGAAAGUAACCCAGCUCCUCACCUCCAUGGCAUCCCAGUAUUACACCACUCAGAACCAGACUGUCCAUUUACCUGCUUUUAAGAAGAAUCUGCCUCAUCUGCACCCUGUGGUAUUGGUCUUGGUGACUCCUGGGCACCAUGGGCAUACACCUUGGGGUGUGUAACUCAACACAGUCAAGGUGAUUGUCCCCUCAGGUCCUUGUGAAGCCGCAUGUGCAGUGGAACUUCAAGUGUCCCGGCUGAGGUGAGCAUUUCCACAAUGCCUUGGAGGUCAGGUCAGAUUUAACCACAACUCUGGUUUCAACAUGAUGCCAGUUUUGUUCUUAAAAUUCACCGAGAGAAAUGGGACAAAAUAUUUUUUUAAACCCUCAGAAGCACCUAAAGCAAAUA